Porites evermanni is the source of this 8267-nucleotide messenger RNA. Lineage: Eukaryota; Metazoa; Cnidaria; Anthozoa; Scleractinia; Poritidae. The record is from the annotation of a GenBank genome assembly.
GAGGACGAUGAACAGGAUGUUGAAGCAGCUAGAAAACGAAACCAAAAGGUAACGCUGGAGCAACUUUCUUUUGCUUUUGUUGGUCUUGGAUGAGCUACCAGUCAUUCGAUUAAAAAAUUUAGCAGUUAAUUUAGCAUGUUUGGUCAUGUUUUCGGCUAUAGUUGAGACAGGAAGGAACUACCAUUGUUAUUACACUACACGUCUUAUUUUGUUCCGUUUUUAAUAAAGGAGACUGAUAUAUUGACGGACAAUCUGGCGAAACACACUCUUAACGAUGGCGAGGUGCUGUUUGAAACACGUGACCUACGAACACUGGCAAAUCUUCAGGAGAGUAUGGUAAGGAGGUAAUAGUAUUAAGAAAGGCCGAGUAUUAGUGUUACUCACCUUGCGUGACACACACUGCCAUCCUGAGGUGACUCAGUCUCUCGCUUCGCCCUAUAUGUUUUUAAGCAACCAGAAAAAUUUAGGAGGCAGCGUGACCGAGUGGUUAGAGCGCCGGACUUGCAUUCGGGAGUCCCCGAGUUCAAGUGCCGCCCUGCUGGCCCGAUUUUUUCUCGGUAGUCCCGAGCUGACAUCCUCGAUCAUGCUUGCUGAAAAAAAUAGCCAACUGGUUUACCUCCAGUGAGUGACAGUGACAGUGACAGUGACCCCGUUAUGUUUGCUAAAUUUUAUUGUUUCGGUUGUUUUCUCGGCCCCACUGGCCUUUGCACUAUAAAUACUACCGAAGAUGAAUAAAGGAAUAACAUGAUUAUGAUGAUGAUAAUGAUGAUUAUGAUAGUGAUAAUGUUUAGGAUUGUGAUUAUGAUUAUUAUGCUUUUAUGAUACUGACGAUAAUUAUUACUUGCGUUGCGUGAUCUGCCUUUUGGGAUACCUGUGUUUUGACAGGCAAACUGGAAGGUAAACGCAUUUUUCACCUCGCGUAAAUUGCCAUUCGCACUGUGAGAGACUCACCACAGGUCAUUAGAUCUCUCACCACGCUAGACUCGCCUUGCAUGAGCAGCCUCGUAUGACAACCAGGGGAAAAGGCUUUGAUGUAAGUUGCACACUUUGUUGUUUUGACAGGAAUGGCUGGCAGGUCAUAUUCGAGGUUUUACCACCAGCCUAACAGCACAGUCCACAUCUAUAAGCUUGGUAUCGUCUGAUACCCAAGAAAGAAUCAAAGCGGUGAGCUCUGCAUCUGUGUUCUGGAGACGGUUUUAGGAGAAUGGGGUGAUUCGUAGUUGUUUACUAAAUGUUCCACUUUGUUUCCAUGCAUAGUUAAUAGAGUUGAAUUGGUUAUGAAGCUCUUCAGAGACCUUUGUUAUAUGUUUUUGUGGACUUGGCGGUGCACAACUUUCAAUAGCAUUCCUAUAAUUUUGAUCUUACUGGGCAAUAAAAACGUCGCGCUAGUUUAUUCCCUGUCAAUUUGUGAACAAAAAAGAAGGAUUGUGUACUGUCAGUGAGCUCCCAACGUAAGCUGUCGCAGUCAUGGUUGCCACAGGUCAGGAAAUGGUAAGGGAAAAUAAAAUUUCUUCAAGGUCAGGGAAAAGUCAGGGAAUUUCACUUCAAGUCAGGGAAAUUUUAAAGGUACAUUCAGUUGGUACUUUUUUACGGACAUGAAUCAUGUUGUAUUGAACAACAAGCUGAUGUUGUGUUUCCAAAAAAAUCACUCUUGUUUGCACAUUGUAUUAAGGAACUAUCAAUUCAUGCACAUUACAUGUGACUUGCUAAAAGCAUAAAUAAAUAGGUGGAGAGGAUGGGUGUGAGCGGUAUCAGGACUAAUUUGGGAAAUUGUUAAUUCACUUGGUUAGGGAAAUUUUACAUUUGUCAGGAAAAAGUCAGGGAAAAGUCAGGCAUUUUCAAAAACCUCUGGCUACGGCAACCAUGCCAGUGUUAUCUUUAUCUUUAAUGUUUGCCUUGUCUUCUCUAUUGACUAUAGUCUAAAAUAGUGUGUGCUCAAGCAACUAAAAAACUUGAGGAGACUGUUGUGGGUGGGACGGAGGGUAUUUUCCCUGUACUUCAGGAAAUCGGAUCUUUCUUCUACAGCUGAAUAAAGAGUCAACCGUUGUUUAAGCUGAAGUAUUUAUUUGAUGAAUUAGUUUCUCUAAACAUGAAUGCGUGUAACAUAGUAUGCAGUCUAUUCCCUCUAAGCACCUCAUAUAAAUCUGGCACAAUUUUAAACCACCUCACUGAUCUCUAAUAUUAAUGCUAAUAUUGUUAAUACUUUUUUUUUAAGGAGGCUGUCUAAGCGAUCGUAUUUUAAUACUUUUAACUGAAAACUCAUUUAGCUACAAAUAAAUUGAUGCCUUUAACCAAUGCAACCUAACUUAUGAAGGUUUCACUCUAUAAUAAUCUAUUACCCUUUGCGCAGAGCGGUUUUCUCCUGUCCGUUGGUACACAAACACGAAAACAAUUAUCUUCGCCGGUUUCAUUUACGCCAGUCACUCCAGUCAACCAAUCAUAGCUCGUGGAAAGUACACUUCUCUCGUGCCAAGCGCGGGAAACCUUGUGCAAUUGGUUUUCUUUUGGACCUUAUUGGUGGAAAACGGGGUGGCGAAGUUGUUUUAGCCAAUCAGAAAGCACAGUAGUGUAAAAUUAAAGCAGAUGCUUUUUAACACUGAAGUGAGGACCGCUCUGCGAAGUAACUUACCUUCAUGUGUGAAAACGAUAUUAUAAUAGAUGCUUUGAACUAUAUAACGUAUCUCAGCGAAUGAUAAAGCAAUUUAAUAGUAAUGAAUUAAAAUGAUUAAUUUAUACAUUAAAUGACACAAUAUUAAACUUGAAACAGAGAGAAGUCAAAAGUGGCUUUGGAAUUGCGUACGUUUAUGGUAGAAACUGGGUAAGUUAGUGUUACUAAGCUAUUUAAGAUAAUCAGGAAGUGUAUUAAACCUAUGUACUUUCCAUGAAUUAAACGUGUAAUUAAAUUUGCGACAGCAAAUGAUAUGUUAAACAGGAACUAAGGUGAUUAACUUCUCAUUUGGCUUUGUUUUCCUGGUUUGUUCGGGUGCUAAAUGUUAUUUUCUCUAACAAUAACCAACCGCAGCUCGGAGAUAUCAGAGAAGAGUUAAAUACGUCUUAUAAAUUCCUCGCCAGCCACCGUAAAGAAACUCGAAUGCUACCGUUUUCAGUGAAAGCCUGAAUGACUGUUGGCGGUAAAAUAUGAAACUUAACGUGGAUACUUACUAGUAUUUUAAAGAACGUUUAGAAGCAAUGUUGGGUUUUAGCAGCACUACAUUUUCCUUUUACAGCCGAGUUCUGAUAAAGCUUUCCAGGUCAGGAUAAUUUGAAUGUUAAUCCUAAACCGCCUUUGUGACAGGCGACAAAAGGGAGAAAGAAUAAAUCAAGUGCAUUUCUUCUUGCACGCGUUUCAUAUUUGCUUGAACCCAUGUGCAUCUAUCUAGUCUUAAGUGUACAUGUUCAUUGUCACUUUUGUUUGGCUGUUUACGUUGCAGCAAGAGAUUCCGCCAGUCUCUGAAGAAAUCCUAAAGUGAGUAUUUUCAAACGUUUAUACAGGAGAACAUUUAUUAUCAGACUUCAAAAUAUUUUUGUUAACCGGUUGUCGUUUGAGGAAUUUUUUUGGUUGUCCAGCAAGUUCGGCGUUAGGUGUAAGCUUGUGUAAGCGCCCUUUGUGCCAGUCCCGCGCUUGGCAUGGGCUUAACAUUUUCCCGCGUUUUGUGCCACUAUUGCGCUUGGCAUGGGCUAUGCAUAUUCCCGCCUUUUGUACCUCUAUCGAUUAAUUAACAAUUAUUCCUCGAGCUCGAAUUAAAUGGGCUCUGAGUCAAUAGCCCAUGAGGCCGAAGGCUGAAUGGACUAUUAAGUCAGAGGCCAUGAGGGCGAGGGGAAUAAUUGUUUUAGUAAAAUCCUAACUAGUUGGUCAAAAAUAUCGAGAAUAAAAAAAGUUUAGCUAGUUAAAGCUAGACGUUAAUCCUUUUUUGCCGCCAAAAAGCCUGCGCUUUUCGCUACUAGGGGGCGUUAACAUAUAGCCUAGUAGUAGCUCAACCAAUCAGAACGCAGCAUUGAUAAUAGACCACUAGUUGGAUUUUACUAAUUCGACAUUCCCCGUCACUUUUCAAUAAUUCCCUAAGCAAAGGUUGCAUGUUAAGUUUGUGUCGAAAUUCGUCUGGUUUUCUUUUACUCAGUCAAUAUUUGUAGUUGCUCUAUGUGUUAGCUUACAACGAUCAUUUAUUUAGAAACAUUUCAAUGCGGAGAAAUUUAUGUCCUCAAAGACCCUGAAGCGACUUGUCAGGACUAAAUAUCCAUUUGUUGACAAUAUUUUCGCUGGACCUUUUAAGAUGAAAAACUUGCGGUGUGGGUAAUAGGGUAGCCUCUUUCAUACGUCCGUGUAUAAGUUUCUUACUAUUUACAGUGUUUCUACUUUGUUCAAUCCAUCAGAUCUCUGACGACGCUCGCCGAAGACUUUCAGAACAUCUCUGAAUCAUGUUUGCUCGUGCUUCACCUGGAGAUCCGAUGCCACUGUUUUUACUACCUUAUGAGAGCUGUACAGGAAGUAAGCGACUUUCGCUUUACUCAGCAACAAACAAUCUCAUGAAUGAAGUCUCUUGAAAGAUAAAACGAAUCAGUAAUGAUCGCAUUCCACGAUGUAAUCCACUGAUUCAAAAGCAAGAAUAACCCUAAUUAAGCAUAACAAGUAACACCAUAGCAUUAUAGGAAAGUACCUGCUCAGUAGCUUUCAUUUGAAUGCCCUUGCUUCAGGAUUUUAUUUGCAGACUCAGAAUUUAGCGCCACCUUAAAUCAGUGUAGUGGUGCAGAAAAGCACCACGAAGUAGCUUUUCGUCUCUUGUCGAUCUUAUUGACUGGUAAAAUUCAGUUUAUUCUGAAGUCUUCUGUGUUUUCUGAUUAGUUUGUGGUUUUCCUGUCAUUGUGUUAAUUCAAUCUUUGUAUUUUUCAGUCUUCCUACAUGUGCAGCUCUAAUGCUAUGGACCCAGAUUCCAACGUCAACAAUCUGAACAAACGUUUGUCGGCCUUUGAGGAGAUAGCGACCGCUUGUAUGGGGCAUUACAAGUUCAGGUAAAUUGACAAACAAAGCCACCGGUUGGGUUGAGUGUGAAAACACCCCACGGUGUCCACCCAAAGGAGGUACCUUUUUUAGGCCUCGGGUAUAUCAAAGGGUAGUGACUUCACUAGAUGAAGUAAAAGAAAGUGUACGGAAAUCUGUCAUUACGUUUUGUCAGAGGACCUAAAAAGGCUGACAGGUGCAUUUUAUGGCUGUGAAAAAGACAAGAAAACUUCCUGGUUCAGUGUGAUUUUAUUUAUUUUUAAAAGACGGUGCAUUUACAGCAGUUAAAAGGGAUGCAGCGUUCUUAACCAGUGUGUGAAAGAGGCAUCAUUUUUGUCAAAACGAGUUGGAUAAGGUCUUGGACUACGGGGCGGAGCCUUCCUGUACAAAAUUUGGUUGAGUACCCCCCACCUGGGGAAAACAUUGAACACUGUCUCUUGCAACUUGUCUCGCAAUCAAUUUUGUUUUCCUUUAUGAUGUUUGAAAAAGUGGCCCAUGGUAUAACAUACUGAGAAGUAGAACUUGGCUGUACAUUACACAGCGAUACACCUAAUGCUGCAGUGUAACGCUCCUCCUGUAAUUUGUGUAGCAACAAAAAUUCGAGAUAAGUUGCAUGAAACAUGGCCUAUUGCGAUUUUGCUGAGAUGGGAGCCAACGAUCCUAAUGCCAGCUUAUGCAGAAUUUCCCGUGAUGUAAGACAAUUUAAUCUUACCUCAUCAACUCAUUACAUAGAAAGCCCAGCUGAGGGUCAGCUGUCCAACACGCGAGCAACAUUUUCUGUAUUUAGUUCACCGGAGGAUAUAACUGUUGUAUUUUUUUUGUUUUCAGAUAUUUGUUUGAAGGAGUUGGUUUCCUUGUUUCGUCGAUUCUGGUUUCAAAUAUUUCGGAGAUCAAAAGGAUCAAUCAAAAUGGCAUUAAGAAAAUGUAAGGAGAGAAACCCCUUCACCCCUUUUUAAUAAUGGUCGCUCUUUUUCUUUUCCGCAAGUUAUGUUUAAAGUCUAGCCAUGAGGGCGCAGCGGCCGAGUAAUGGGUGGAUGGACUUGGUUGGUCUUUGUCAUUAUAUCUAUUAGUUUUAUUGACAAGAAACCUUACUUCGCAUUCUCUCUCUCGACCCAAUUUACACUUAUUAUUUAUUUUUCCCAUUUUACAGUUGUGGGGUAUCCUAGCCUUUGAAUGAACUUGAAGCUGAGGUUGACCUUGUUUUGAUACUCACCUCGUUCCUUUUUUUUGUGGAAAUUAUGCUUAAAAAAUACUCGUUAUCAUAAGAACAACAUGAUUUACAUAAUAAAGCAGGAAGGGUUGUAUCAAAACAAGGUCAACUCCAGCCUCGUUUUCACCUGUAACCGUAAAAUGGGCGAUUGCUUAAAUGGUUACCAGCGACAUAAUGUCAGGGGUAACAAAGCGAUAAACUGUCUUCUCAUUUGUACUGAUACACAGCAUUAUUCUGUUGCACAGAGCUCUUGUGACAGUGGUUUAUCAUCUCUAAUAGGCGUUUGCACUGAAGAGGUGAUGCGCCCUAACCUCCCGCCCCGUCUUGUUCAGAUAGUUUUCGUGCCGUUCCUGAGUACUCUUUGGACAAAGAAUCCAACCAAAGUGUAGGGGGCUUUUGUUCGUACUAAAGCAAAUCAUUUGAAAUGACGCAACAAAUGACACAAUUCCUUUUUUCCGGGUAUUUUACAGGUGCCGAAAUAUCUUUGCUAUCCAACAAAACCUGACAAACAUCACCAUGUCGAGAGAGGCGGAUCUUGACCGAGCCCGGCAGUACUACGAGUUGCUUUACUCAAAUCCUGAUGUAAGUACCAAAUCUCCCUCAGUUUCUGCGAGUUCAAUCAGCCAAUCACACAUAAACCUAAAACGACUCGCAAAUUUCUCUUUGGUAAACAGAGAGCGGCGAAAAGUCGAGUCUACAAAAGAUGAUGAUGUAAGUACCAAAUCUCCCUCAGUUUCUGCGAGUUCAAUCAGCCAAUCACACAUAAACCUAAAACGACUCGCAAAUUUCUCUUUGGUAAACAGAGAGCGGCGAAAAGUCGAGUCUACAAAAGAUGACAUUUAGAUUAUUUUUGAACUGUUACAGAAAAGAAAGAGUUUCGUGACCAGGAAUCUAGCCAGGUUCUUCCUCCUUUUGUAAAAAAUGUCGUUCAUAACUGAUAGGCUUUCCUUUCCUUUCUCAAACUUUUAAAGUGAAUUCAACUUGAGCCUUAAGUUUGUUCUUUCCAACUUAAUUGCUAAUUAAAAUUUUAGUCUUUGCCUUAUGGGGACACAACCUAGGGCAUAUAUUAUAUCCUCCACGACUUCAGGCUCGCUUUUCGGUUUGAAAUUUGGGAAAUUCAGCGUGCCUAACGGAACGGUACAUUCCGGUUGCACAGACCCGACCCGGGCCACCGCGCGUUUAGUAAUUGUUCUUGUAAGCUGGAUGCAAAAGAAGGGUACUGGCGACAACAAUUUUGUCAAAUGAAAAGGGACAUUUCGGUCCGACCGACCGAAAUGAGCGGGCGGGUCAAAGUGGACCACCUUCUAAGGUGGUCGCAAAUAUUCCGGUCAGACCGAACCGAAAUGGUCCGUUCCACUUGAUUUCUAACAGAAUUUUCCUGAAUUUUGGGCUGAAUGGAAAGCACCCCUAGUUUAUCAUCUUUCCUGAUCUAUGGAGCCAUCUUGCAUCCUCUUCACCGAAAUGAGGGUGCCUUUAAGGCCACGACUUGACGUAUCCGAGAUUUUUUCUCUCCGUUUUCAAAAAAGUGCGCAUCCACACGUAAUCACUUUCGCAAACCUUCGUGUUCGAAGACGACAAUCCGGCUUUUUCAUAAAAAUCUCCACUCAAGGGACCGUUUACAAACAUCUGUGUUUAUUGUGCCUAAAGACAUCGUUUAUGUCAACCUGGUUUCCAGGUUUAACCCUGGGAACGAGGUUGCGUUUACAUGUGCACGGAAGGUUUAAACGGAGAAAAAAUAUCAGUUUUAAAAAAUAUCUGGAUACAUGUGGAAGGGGCCUCGGUGACUCUGCGUUUGAAAUAGAACUUUGUAUGGAGUACUAAAGGUCUGAUGAAAUGUUUUAUUACUAUUACUGAUUGUAGAAGAAAUAGUUGCUCUUAAGCAAAUUUUGUGUUAUAUUUCCCCAACAGGAAACACUGACGUCUAUUGAUGAGCAAGGUGCUAAGUUUACCCAGAGAGAGUACGCUGACCUUCUGUCAUUGCAGGCACGGAGCCAGACCAUUAGAGAUCACAGUGCUCAUGAGCACCGUCUUAAAAGGCUUGAUGAGAUAUUUAAAAAAUAG